Molecule: messenger RNA, 780 nt
Organism: Haemonchus placei
Lineage: Eukaryota; Metazoa; Nematoda; Chromadorea; Rhabditida; Trichostrongylidae
Source: the annotation of a GenBank genome assembly
AUGUAUAUGUGGUCGGCUUUGUACCAAAUGAAUCCGUGGCUAAUCACUUCCAACAAGAUCUCACUCAAAGCCCAACUGCAGAGCCUGCCCGGAGCUGGAUUUGGCAUGUCAGCGGCCCAUUUUCUGUUCUUACAUAGAAAUAAGGAGAAAGAUUCAGCAACAUUUGACGAAGCCAUCACUUAUUACAAAGAUAUGCAGCAGAACUAUCAGUUACUUCUGUUCCCUGAAGGUACAGACAAAUCUCCAUGGACCACCACGAAAAGCUCGGAGUAUGCAAAGAAGAAUGGUUUAAAAGAGUUGAAAAAUUUGCUAUAUCCUCGAGUAACUGGCUUCUACCACCUGCUCUCGAAAAUGAGGAAAGAAAACUACGUUACCUACGUCUAUGAUAUAUCUAUUGCAUAUCCCUACAAUAUCGUUCAGUCAGAGGUUGAUCUCGUCCUUAAAGGCUCAUGCCCACGUGAAGUACAUUUCCAUGUGAAAAAGAUUCCCGUGGCUGAAGUGCCACGAAAUGAAGCAGAAUGUGGUCGUUGGUUAAAUGAGCGAUGGCUCCAGAAGGAGGCUACACUGGAGCAGUAUUACUCGGAACCAAAGCCUUACAAUAGACGAUUUCCGAUGGAAAAGAGUCAAAUGGUCUGGAAAAACACCAGCGAACCUCCUAUGCUUGGAUUCAUUAAGCGAUUUUGUUUCUGGUUUUGGAUGUUUGUUGUGUCAAUAGUUUCUUAUCAUGUGAUGUUUCUUCGGCCGUUGCAGAUAUUAGUGAUUCCCUUCAGGAUCAUAUAG